This is a messenger RNA of Anisakis simplex (herring worm), 267 nucleotides long. NCBI's taxonomy places the organism in Eukaryota, Metazoa, Nematoda, Chromadorea, Rhabditida, Anisakidae. The record is from the annotation of a GenBank genome assembly.
AUGGACAAAGGAACGUGGGAUGCAAUGAGUUUAUCGUCAGAAAAAGAGGAUCGCUUAAAACGGUACCGUAACUGUGUCAUAAAUAUCACAAGAGCAAAUGGAUUAUUCAUUAUAUUUUCGUGUAAUUUCACCAGGGAGGAAUUGAGGAAGCAGUUUGAAUGUAAAGAAUUGGUGUUCGAAACCGAAAUAGCAUCUGCUAAUUCAAUAACAUUCGGUGGUAAGAGUGGUGUCACUUCAACUGGUGCAGUAUUUAGACGUGUCUCGUAG